Messenger RNA from Phytophthora nicotianae INRA-310, 1965 nucleotides. RefSeq lists its product as hypothetical. The transcript has a single exon. Lineage: Eukaryota; Oomycota; Peronosporomycetes; Peronosporales; Peronosporaceae. The record is from RefSeq and is a predicted model, not a curated record. Bases 1 to 1965 code for a protein of 654 amino acids.
AUGCCGCUAGACGAUCUUAUACCGAUCGGUGGCGCCUCUAAAGGCAGUUCUGGUCCCAAGAAGAGCGGAGGAAACGAUCUCACAAGUGGCCUGAUCUCGAUUUCUGGAGCUCGCGACAAUGUGGACGUCGAUAUGUCCGACUUCGACGUAGGCGAUCUGUUGGGUGACGACUCGAGUAAGAAAAAGUCGAAAUCGUCUUCGAAGGACAAGAGCGACGACAAGAAAAAACACAAAUCCAAAGACAAGGAUAAAGCUAAAAGUUCCAGUAGCAGCAAGAAGAAGAGCAAGUCCAAGUCGAAGAAAAACGCCUUCGACGACGAUGACUUUGGCGACGAUACUGACAACUGGACGUCUUCGACGAAGAACUGGGAUAGCACUGCCGAGCUGGAAAUGGCUGCCGCUGCUGCUGCAAGACGGAAGAACGGUGGGAAGAUUGGGGGUGGAUUGGAUGAUGAAUUCGCCAAAAUGCUUGGCGGCGAUAUUGGUGGUACAGAUAUUGGAACUACUGAGUCUCCACCGCUGUCACCGGAACCAUUCGGAAAAAGAGACGACGGGAAUGAUGAUACGUUUGGGAUAUCAGGGUAUACUCCAACAGUUCGUGGAUCCAAUAAGUCUCGUGAGGUUGAAGUACCUCCCACUUUUGAUGCAAAUGAAUCUGCCAAACCAAGUGAUGGCAUCUCUGCGUCGUUCUUUCAAGAUGAUACAAAAGGUAACAUGAAUUCGACGUCACUGUCUUCAAUGUUGGGUACAUCAACUGAUCGUCGAGGUGGAACUCGAGGCAGAAGGCAAGUAGGUGGCGCUGAUUCGGACCCUUUUGGUGUAGGGACCUCGGCUACGACAUCCACCUCAAAUUUUGACUCGCUCUUUGGAGGGCCUAGCAGUAGGAGAGGUGGUUUUGACGAUCCGUUCGCCAAACCUACACGAGAUUCAUCAGAUGACAUCGAUACAAGACAGAGUGUAAAAGAACACGUUGAAGAAAGGAAAGCAAGUCAAGUUCAAGCUGAUCCUUCUCCUCUACCUACCCAGCGUUUGUCAGCAAAAGACGAUCUCCUGGCAGAUUUAUUUCCAUCAGAGCCACGCAGUAGUGCUCGAGGAGGUCGUCGUCAGCAAGAAUCUUCGCUCUUAAAGAAUGAAGAAACAGUUGAUGAAAAGAAAACGAAAGUGGAGUUACCGUCUGACCCUGUAUCAACGAUUCUACCCGUAUCUGCAGAUCCAGGAAAGCAGCAAAAUGACCUCUUGGCCGAGCUUUUCUUAACCCCUACCAACAACGCAGUAUACGAUAAACCGAAGGAAAAAGAAGAGGAACCGAAGAAAUCUGCAUCUGUGGAGACAAAGCCAUCGACACCCCCCACUGAACUGACUCCGCCGAAGAAAGAGGAGUCAUUCGUUGACUCUGUACUACCUGAAAGUUCAAAAUCCGACGUUGCUAGCGCUAGAGACAGCUUACUUAUGGACUUGUUAGGGGGCCUAUCGCCUCCUAAGCCAAGAGAACCUGUAUCGUCACGACGUCGCAGUCGCGGCACUAACAGCAACGACAGCUCGCCCAACAAGGAAAUGACCAAAGUAGAAGAUCCGUUUAAGAGCUCUUUGCCACCCUCCCCACUUCAAUCACAACCUCUGGCUUCAGUCCCGGAGAUAUUGGUAGAAACAUCACCACCUCUAACAAGUGAAAGACCGACAACUCCACCAUCACCAGGACGUAUUCGAACUUUGACAACCGGCAAAGGUGCGCUCGAAAGUAACUUCGAACAGUCGAAAGACAAUCUUCUAGAGGAAAUUUUGCCAUUCUCGCCGGCUGCCUCUGCCCACAGCAGCCCGCAUCGACGCAACUCGUACUCUCAAUCUUUUGAUGUAGAAGACAGUAUCGCUGAAGUCGCGGAAGAGCCGAUACAUGAAGAGGAAGAGCAGAAAGCUCAAGUACAAGAAGAACCAUCAACACCAGAGCCAAUUGUCAUAAAAUCAUAA